Molecule: messenger RNA, 1488 nt
Organism: Trypanosoma brucei brucei TREU927
Lineage: Eukaryota; Euglenozoa; Kinetoplastea; Trypanosomatida; Trypanosomatidae
Exons: 1
Coding region: 1-1488 (495 amino acids)
Source: RefSeq, a predicted model, not a curated record
AUGGGCGCUGCGCGGAGUAAACCCGCUCGCGAGGCCCCGGUAAGGUAUGUGGCUAAGCAGCUUCCUCGUGUCGACUCCACACCGGUUGAGCGACAGUUUCAGAAACCGGAAUUUACGGCGAAGGGUAUCAACAAACGCCUUGAUGAUGUCAACACUGAACCUCUGAUGUACGUUGAGACGUCAAAGGACGCCAGCAGCACGGAGCUCACCGACCACACCGCUCCCCGGUGGUACCUCAACACGUACAUGGAAAUGGUGGACAAUCAGCGGACUGAUCAGGUCAUCAUCACAGGUAAUCUUCCCCUCUCGUGGGAGCGUGAUAAGUUUGAACCAUAUGCUCUUGUGCGUGGUCGUAUUGACGAUGAGGAUCUCAAGUGGGUACUGGCCCCAGAGCAGCGGAGCAAAGGCGUUGACGCACUCGUGGAGUUCACGAAGCUGGAGAAGAGCACGCUACAGGACGUGCUUGACACCGUGGAGUUGCCACGCACACAAUAUCGUAACUACAAGGGUAAACUUCAUAAGUCCAUUGAUGAUGCGAACACGCAUCUCGCUGCAAGAAAACAGCAGAUUGAAAAGGCGCGUGAAACGGAAAUUUUACGCAAGAUUGGCUAUAGCGAGGAGGAGAUUAUGAAAGAGGAGCAGUAUCUCACCAACAGGACACGAGGGGUAAAGACGUUGGAUGAGUUGGGUGCCAGCCUGCGUGAGAGAAAGCGAAAGGAGCGUGCAGCAACUGUCAACGAGAUGGAGGACUUGCUGGAAGAGCGUCGUGUGCAGCAGUUGGAGGCUGGUGAAGCAGUGUUCACUGACGAGGAACUCGUUGAGAGGCCAGAAGAGCUAUGUCUCAAACCGAAACCCUAUGGUACGAGAAAGCAGGUAUAUCGUCACAUAUACGCAGCAGACAUCGGGAAAGAUGGGGUCAAUCAGGUUAAAUUCCAAUGGUGGCUCGAUCGGACGCGACGGAUAAAGCGUGCCGUGGACACUAUUCAUGGUGUUCCUGUGUACAACGAACGGCUUUCGGCCAACGAAGAGCAAACGCGAAAGCAAAUGCGCGAGGCCGCAGAGUUUAACUUCUCUCUUUCUCGAGCGCAAGGCGCUAAAGGUUUUACAGAUCCGCGGGGUCAUUAUGAGCAAUUCACAUCGGUUCUUCGUGACAACAAGGGACUGAACGACGAUAGUCGUGUUGAGGUGCAUGAGGACGGCGUACUCGAGAACGAUAUUUAUAGGUUUCCCCAUACAGCGGGCCACGGCCCCAAACCCCCACCCAAGAGAUUUUCUGACAAGGGGGAGGGUACCGAACGGGUCUGUGUUGAUAUCCACAAGUUGCACGAUGACGACGACGCGCGGGAAUCCCUUAAGCGGGGAGUGCGCGCAGCCAGGGAGGUUUUUAGGCAGCAUGUCACUGGGGUGGUCAAGCCUGAGGAAUCGGGAGAGAGAGCGACAGAUAAGCAACCUCCGCCAUCGUGUGAGGAUCCACCUAAAUCAGGCUAG